GUCAAAGUGGAUUUUCAGUUGUCAGUCGUUGCUGGUGAAUCAAUGAAAAUAGACUAAGAAUAUGGCAUUCAAAAAGCGACGUAUAUUCGAUUUACGUCAAGUUCAGGCCGAACAACUUGCUUCCAGCACUACAAGUACAGCUCCAAUUGAUCAGAAUCCUAGAGAAGUACCAUCGAGAAGACAUAAGAGACCUCUGCAAUAUCUACAUCAAGCCAACAAAUGGUUCAGAGAGAACUUACGUAAUUAUUGUCAGACAACUUCGUUGCAUGGCUUUAAUUAUAUAACACGUCAGGAUAUAAGUCGGUAUGAACGUUGGUUUUGGAUUCUCGUGGUCUUUCUGGCCAUUAUUACCUCAAUUGUCUUGGUGAUUGUAUCUUGGUAUUCGAAUCGUGAAACUCCGACAGUCACGGUAAUUGAAAGUUCACAUUUUCCCACUUGGAACAUACCAUUUCCAGCUGUUACCAUUUGCAAUUUCAACAAAAUAUCAAAAACUAAGGCCACUGGACUUUUUGAAAGAAUUCGUUUACCCCCGAAUGUGACCAAAAUGCAUGUGCAUAAAUUAUUCAAUACCACACUCUUACCCGUUGAUCACAUUGUUAGUAAUCGUACAUUGGAGAUCUAUGAAAAGAUAUUAACAUUCAAUAAUCUUACACUGUCUCAAUUGACCCGUGAACUAUCGCCAGAUUGUAUAGAUAUGAUCACUCGUUGCAUUUGGAAGGGCAUAAGUUCACGUUGCGAUAGUCUCUUUCAACGCAUUGAGACCAUGGAGGGACAAUGCUGUAGCUUUAAUUACUUUGCCGCCCAAAAUAACAAUUUUCCCGAAAAAAUUGCCUAUCAAGUGCCGAAACGUCCUUAUCGUGUCACUGGUUGUGGGUAUCCCACUGGUCUUUCGGUCCUAUUGAAUCCCAUGACCUCGGAAUAUUAUGGCACCUUUUUCAGUGGCUAUGGUUUUCGUUUGCUCAUCCAUGAUGCUUACAAUUUUCCCGAUGAAAAUUCCGAGACUAAAGUUGUUACAUCGACUCGUGAGAGUUUUGUGAGAAUCAAUCCGGAAUCUACUUAUGCAACCAGUGAUAUACGGCGCAUGGAUCUGGCGGAAAGAAAUUGUCUCUUUGGCAGUGAACGAACUUUAAUUGGCCUUAGACGUUAUUCCUUUAUCAAUUGCAUGUUCGAGUGCCGAGUGACCAUGACCCUCAAACGAUGUGGCUGUGUUCCAUCCUAUGUAACCAAUAAUGGCAGCAUGAAGGUCUGCGGAAUAGCAGAUGCAAAUUGUUUAAUACACAGCAAAAGACUCUUUUCGCAUGCCUUGGCAAAUUUGAAUUUAUCACUAUCGAUAGUACGUCAAACUAGUCACUUUCCUUGUGAUUGUCUGCCCGAUUGUCAAUCAAAUCAUUAUGUCUCGGAGAGUACUAUGGGUAGACUUGAUAUGAGUUACUCGUUUAGUAGAAUAACCAAUAGCAAUCAGACGGAUAGCAUAUUGUUGCAUGUUUUCUUCAGCGAUCUGAUGAGUACUAGAUAUCGCACAGAUAUUUUUCAAAAUUGGCUAUCAGCUUUGGCUUCAUUUGGCGGCCUAUUGGGCUUAAUAAUGGGUUUCAGUAUUGUGACGGCAUUUGAGUUCAUCUAUUUUCUGACAUUUCGUCCCGUAUUUAACUAUAUUAAUCGGGAGUAGUUGCCUUUGCAGUGAUUGAUGAGCCCUGAAGAAAGGU
Messenger RNA from Drosophila willistoni, 1703 nucleotides. RefSeq names its product sodium channel protein Nach. Gene Ontology annotation, cellular component: membrane. Bases 62 to 1666 code for a protein of 534 amino acids. NCBI's taxonomy places the organism in Eukaryota, Metazoa, Arthropoda, Insecta, Diptera, Drosophilidae. Gene Ontology annotation, biological process: sodium ion transmembrane transport. Gene Ontology annotation, molecular function: ligand-gated sodium channel activity. The record is from RefSeq and is a predicted model, not a curated record. The transcript has 6 exons.